AUGAGGGUAGGUAGCAGACACCUCAACGACGAGGAAGAUGUCAGUGGAUGUGAGGUCUGUAUCAUCAGUGGGACCUGCAGUGACCAGUCUUCAGAGACCUGCCCAGUGGAGAGCAGAGGAUGCAGCACACGCUCACCACCAUCCAAGAGGAAAGUACCCAGCCUGAUUAGUUACUUUCAGGACCUCACAGAAGAUGGAGAUGAAGAUAGGGAUGGUUUGGUGGGGGACAGCAGUGUCUCUGGCACUCCAGUGACAUCCAAACUCUUCUGUGAGACCAGGACACCCUCUAAAACCUCAGCAUCCCUCUGUUGGCAAGCAGCCACGUCGGCAAGCACACCCAGGCUGUCCCCUGCCAGCCCUUAUCCCACCAUUGACCUCACAGAUGAAGACGUGAUACUCUGGAGCAGCAGUACCCCGUCGGUUGACAGGAGCCCGGACAGCCAUCAGGAGGGCAUGGGUACCACACAGGUCUCGGCCGACAAACUGUUGGCCCUGGGGCUGUCCAUCCAGUUCUUUAACCUGGCCGUCUUCUACAAGCUGGUUCCUUACAGGAAGGUUGUAUUCCGCACUCUGGAGAAAGCCAGGGUGCGAGCUGGCAAGACCUUCCCCAGCAGUGCUGAAGACUCACUGGAGGACCAGCUGAAGCCCAUGCUGGAGUGGGCCCACGGGGGCUUCAAACCCACUGGGACGGAGGGCCUCAAACCCAGCAACAAGCAACCAGAGAAUGUAAGUCGAAGACGCACAGCCAAUAACUCUGCUGUUUCUGAGUACUGUGCUCCACCCAAGCGCCUCAAGACAAAUAGCAAUGGGAAGGACCGAGGGGAGGACGAGGACAGCCGAGAGCGGAUGGCUUCUGAUGUCACCAACAACAAGGGCAAUCUGGAAGACCACUGUUUGUCCUGUGGUAGGAAGAAUCCUGUAUCCUUCCACCCCCUCUUUGAGGGCGGGCUCUGUCAGAGUUGCCGGGAUCGCUUCCUGGAGCUCUUCUACAUGUAUGACGAGGACGGCUAUCAGUCCUACUGCACCGUGUGCUGUGAGGGCCGUGAACUGCUUCUGUGCAGUAACACAAGCUGCUGCAGGUGCUUCUGUGUGGAGUGUCUGGAGGUGCUGGUGGGCACAGGCACAGCUGAGGAUGCCAAGCUGCAGGAGCCCUGGAGCUGCUAUAUGUGCCUCCCACAGCGCUGCCAUGGGGUCCUCCGGCGCAGGAAGGACUGGAACAUGCGCCUGCAAGACUUCUUCACUACUGAUCCUGACCUGGAAGAAUUUGAGCCGCCCAUGUUGUACCCAGCAAUUCCUGCAGCCAGAAGGAGGCCCAUUAGAGUCCUGUCUCUGUUUGAUGGAAUUGCGACAGGCUACUUGGUGCUCAAGGAGCUGGGUAUUAAAGUGGAGAAGUACAUUGCCUCCGAAGUCUGUGCAGAGUCCAUCGCUGUGGGGACCAUUAAGCACGAAGGCCAGAUCCAAUACGUGGAUGACGUCAGGAACAUUACAAAGGAACUUAUUGACGAGUGGGGCCCAUUCGACCUGGUGAUUGGCGGAAGCCCCUGCAAUGAUCUCUCCUGUGUGAAUCCUGUCAGGAAAGGCCUGUUUGAGGGCACUGGCCGGCUCUUCUUUGAGUUUUACCGAUUGCUAAAUUACUCACUCCCUGAGGAGGAGGAUGACCGCCCAUUCUUUUGGAUGUUUGAGAAUGUGGUAGCCAUGGAGGUCGGUGACAAGAGGGACAUCUCACUAUUCCUGGAGUGUAACCCAGUAAUGAUCGAUGCUAUCAAGGUUUCUGCUGCUCACAGGGCCCGGUACUUCUGGGGUAACCUUCCUGGAAUGAACAGGCCCGUGAUAGCUUCAAAGAAUGAUAAACUCGAGCUGCAGGACUGCCUGGAGUUCAGUAGGACAGCAAAGUUAAAGAAAGUGCAGACCAUAACCACCAAGUCGAACUCCAUCAGACAGGGGAAAAAGCAGCUUUUCCCUGUAGUCAUGAAUGGCAAGGAUGAUGAUCUAUGGUGCACUGAGCUCGAAAGAAUCUUCGGCUUUCCUGCCCACUACACAGACGUGUCCAACAUGGGCCGCAGCGCCCGCCAGAAGCUGCUGGGAAAGUCCUGGAGUGUACCGGUCAUCAAACACCUCUUUGCCCCCUUGAAGGACUACUUUGCAUGUGAAUAGUUUUACUCAGGACUGGAGAGCUCUGGGGUCUUGGGGCUAAUGCCAGAAAUUAGGAGUCCUAGUGAUCCUUGAAGCACCCACCUCUGCCCUUCCUUGGCUCGCCUCAGUGGGGUCUUACUAUAUAGUCAGCUCACUCCUGCUCAGCGGUAGCCGAGCCUCCCGACCCUACGGGGCACUUCCUGUGUACAGCUCAGACUAGCAUCUUAGAUCCACCCUACAUGCUUCUCAUGUUUUUCUCGGUUAAGACUUUAAAAACCAAGCCAGGUGGUGGUGGUGACGCCUUUAAUCCCAGUAUUUGGGAGGCAGAGGCAAGCCUCUGUGAGUUUGAGGCCAGCCUGGUCUAAAGAGCAAGUUCCAGGACAGCCAGGGCUAUGCAGAGAAACCCUGUGUUGAAAACCAAAACAAUCCAACUAACUACCAACCCAGAAGACAAAACAAAACAAAACAUAACACAAUAAGAGAGCCAUGGGGAAAACCGAACUUUGUUUCCACAGUCUUUGCUGCAUUUUAGUCAGCUGCAUAGUUUACUGUUUUGUUUAAUUAAAGUCAA
This is a messenger RNA of Apodemus sylvaticus (European woodmouse), 2704 nucleotides long. RefSeq names its product DNA (cytosine-5)-methyltransferase 3C-like. Lineage: Eukaryota; Metazoa; Chordata; Mammalia; Rodentia; Muridae. Gene Ontology annotation, molecular function: DNA (cytosine-5-)-methyltransferase activity, acting on CpG substrates; DNA binding. Gene Ontology annotation, biological process: negative regulation of transcription by RNA polymerase II. The record is from RefSeq and is a predicted model, not a curated record. Gene Ontology annotation, cellular component: nucleus. The transcript has 19 exons. Bases 1 to 2154 code for a protein of 717 amino acids.